AUCGAUUUUUAUAACUCCUUUCAUUUGAUACGGACAGAGCACGAUAGUAAAAAGAAAUAUAUAUAUAAAAAAUAAGUCUAUAAUUAAUUGUUGUAUUGCACUUGUCUCUUUAUAUUUUUAUUCUCCCCUGCAUGCUCUUUAGUCGGAUAUUCAAGGAGACAGUUACCUUUUUUAGAGGGGAGUUGAUAAAAAAAAUUCUUUUAUCACAUAUAAAGAGUUUAAUUUUAUCUUUCUCUUCCCCAUAUUUCUCUCUCUCUCUCUCUCUCUCUCUUUCUUUUUUUUUUCUUUUUUUUUCUUAUAACCGUUUUUUCUCCAGCAUCAAUAUAUCAUGGAUAUCACCAAAAAGGACGAUUACGUUAGAUCCAAUCCAUUACAACGAUCAACAUUGACAGCAACUUAUCGUAAUAAAGAGACCAACUCCGCCUACUCCGAGCAAGAAGAGCCAGAGUUUGCCUUCCAGAACGGACUAGAUGGUAUUCAACAAGGUGAUGAUAUGAUGACACACCAUGCGACAACAAUUUCAUCUUCUAAUCCAAUUUGGGUACCUGCUGAUAAACACCCAAAAAUCUCACCGAGUGAAUUCGAACACUGGAUUAAAACUCAUUCAAAUGAAGGUAGCGCAAACACCAACACAACAACCGUUCAAAGAAAAAGCUCGGUCUUAUCUUCCGUGUCGUAUAACUCUUCUGAGGAGGAUAGUAGCGAUGACGACACAAUGCCCCCAACACCAACUAUCGAGCCAUUACCCACCAUUUUAAUCACAGAGCCUAGACAUUAUCAUGAUCAUGAUAUAGCUAUUAUGGAGGAGCAUUCCGAUAACGAUUCACUCCCUCAUCGCCAAGCCCAAGAUGCACGAGGAUCAGAACAGCAGGGGCGCGAUCUUACGGCAAUACCAACUGUUGAAGAAUCUCGGGCCAAAUCUCCAGAAAACAAUAUGCAUCACGUUGAAACACAGCAACUUACUACUCAGCAACCUUCUUCACGUCAAAAAGAUUCGCCAAUGCCGAUCGAUCUUCCUGUUAUAGUAAAUAAACCUAUUAUAGAUUCUCCCGACCAUAAAAGCAAUAAAAAAUCGUGGUUUACUGGAUUAUUGAACGACCUGAAAAAAUCCACAUCUUCGAAAACAAGUUCUUCCAAGACGAAUAAGAAAGCAAGCUUAGCCGCGUUUUUUUCAUCUAGCAAAUCCGCAAAUUCAUCAUCAACUACGCUGGUACAGAAAUUGUCCUCUUCUUCUAGCACCAAGUCCACCUCAGCCAAGUCGGCCAAGUCAAUAAAGUCAGCCAAAUCAUUCUCGAACACAAGUAAUACCAAGACCCUCCGGAAAAAGAAGAGAUUACCUACAUCCCUAGCCAGAAAGGUACCACAGGUGCCCUCGACACCAUUGAUUUUAAGAUACCCAUUAGAUACAGAACGCGCCAUAUACAGAUUAUCACACAUGAAAUUAAGCAAUGCCAGAAGGCCUUUGCAACACCAAGUAGUGAUUUCAAAUAUGAUGUAUUGGUAUUUAUCUGUCACAGACAAGCAGCAGCAACAACAGAAGCAACAACAGCAACAACAGCAGCAACAGCAGCAACAG
Messenger RNA from Mucor mucedo, 1576 nucleotides. RefSeq lists its product as uncharacterized. The record is from RefSeq and is a predicted model, not a curated record. Gene Ontology annotation, cellular component: cytoplasm; cell septum. NCBI's taxonomy places the organism in Eukaryota, Fungi, Mucoromycota, Mucoromycetes, Mucorales, Mucoraceae. The transcript has 3 exons. The annotation marks the transcript as partial. Gene Ontology annotation, biological process: positive regulation of G2/M transition of mitotic cell cycle; establishment of cell polarity.